AUGAGAAAUGCAUUGUUUUGCGUUCUGACAGCUACUAUCCCAGAAGAGCAGCUGCUGACCUGCGGAGCGGCCGACUGCGGCCUCGACAUCAGCGUCAACAGCACGAGUACCAGACCGGCCCAGGAGCUGGUCUGGACCCUGGUCGGGAGUUACAUCGGCGUGGGGGUGCUGGCCAUGCUCAUCGUGGCCGUGUUUCUGGACAACAUCGACCGGGAGCAGUCCAGUCGUUUCCGUGGGAACCGGGAGCCGUUCUGCCAAACCUUCCUGGCCACGUUCCGGCUGCUGAAGGACUGGAGGCUGGUGACCCUCAUCCCCCUCACCAUGUACAGCGGCUUCGAGCAGAGCUUCCUCUCCGGGGAGUACACCAAGGUGAGGGGGUCUCCAACCCACGAUCAGGGUCUGAUUAACACUCGUUGGCAGACAGACUUCUGGGAAAGUCUUCCA
This is a messenger RNA of Etheostoma spectabile (orangethroat darter), 444 nucleotides long. RefSeq names its product protein unc-93 homolog A-like. The annotation marks the transcript as partial. The transcript is spliced from 2 exons. The record is from RefSeq and is a predicted model, not a curated record. Lineage: Eukaryota; Metazoa; Chordata; Actinopteri; Perciformes; Percidae.